AUGGUGCUCCAGGCGGGCAGGGAGGAAUACAUGCUAGGUGGGGCAGGCAGAAUUGUUGAGAUGGAUGAAGGCAAGUUUGGAAAGCGAAAAGACAACAGAGGGCGUUGCGUCAAUGCUGAUUGGGUAUUCGGAAUGGUGGAACGUGGUGGCGAAAGGAAGAUGGCCCUUGCUGUUGUUCCAAACAGGAAAGCCGACACUCUGCUUCCUCUAAUUACAGCUUUUGUUCUCCCAGGAACAACAAUUCACACUGACAUGCAUGGUGGCUACAACAAGAUAGAGGAACAGGAGGGCUACGGCUACACGCACAAGAGACUUUGCCAUAAAUAUGAGUUCGUAGCACAGGAUGGAACUCACACCCAAACGAUUGAAGGAAACUGGAGAGUCCUCAAGAAAAAUGUUCCAGAGAGCAAGCGGGAGGGCAGCGAUCUGCAGGAGUACCUUUAUGAGUGCAUGUGGAGGCGAAAGCACACAAACGACCUUUGGGCUUCCUUCAUGGUGGGUCUAGCGAGCCUUCGGUACAGACCGGCAGAUAUCGAUCGUCUUUGGGACUACCGAGAAUUGGUUGACGACCCGGACAAUUGGGAUCCGGAGGAUGACAGUGAUUCCAGCGACGACUGUAGCCUUUCAGCUGACUCUAGUGUUAGUGAGAUCAGUGUCAGCGACCCAUCAUCCGACUACAUGGUGAUCUAG
This is a messenger RNA of Seminavis robusta, 690 nucleotides long. Lineage: Eukaryota; Bacillariophyta; Bacillariophyceae; Naviculales; Naviculaceae. The record is from the annotation of a GenBank genome assembly.